Molecule: messenger RNA, 912 nt
Organism: Marmota monax (woodchuck)
Lineage: Eukaryota; Metazoa; Chordata; Mammalia; Rodentia; Sciuridae
Gene: Emc9
Product: ER membrane protein complex subunit 9
Exons: 5
Coding region: 240-860 (206 amino acids)
Cellular component (GO): EMC complex
Source: RefSeq, a predicted model, not a curated record
UCGCUAGGGGCCGAGAGGAGGAGCUUGGCGUGGCGGCAUGCGACCGCGACCGCCUUCUCCGCUACGCUGGGGGCGGGCUCCCGACCUAGAUCUCCCUGAGUCCAUCGGCUGCCUUCCAGACGUGUCAUCAUCACGGUCAAAUCUAAGUGAUAGGGCACCGGGAAAGGCCAAGCUCGCCUGCGCGGGGUGGAGAAAUCACACUAAUCCGGUUUCCUGCGUCCCAGCAGGUCCCGCUUGUCAUGGGGGAGGUGGAAAUCUCGGCCCGGGCCUACGUGAAGAUGUGCCUGCACGCGGCCCGGUACCCGCACGCUGCGGUCAAUGGACUAUUGCUGGCGCCAACGCCGCGGGCUGGAGAAUGUCUGUGCCUCACCGAUUGUGUGCCCCUUUUCCACAGCCACCUGGCCUUGUCCGUCAUGCUGGAGGUCGCCCUCAACCAGGUGGACGUGUGGGGCACACAGGCCGGUCUGGUGGUGGCUGGGUACUACCAUGCCAAUGCAGCUCUGGAUGACCAGAGCCCUGGGCCCCUGGCCUUGAAAAUUGCUGGGCGAAUUGCAGAAUUCUUUCCUGAUGCAGUACUUAUUAUGUUGGAUAAUCAGAAACUGGUUCCUCAGCCUCGAGUGCCUCCAGUCAUCGUCCUAGAGAACCAAGGUCUCCGCUGGGUCCCCAAGGACAAGAACUUAGUGAUGUGGAGGGACUGGGAAGAGUCACGGCAAAUGGUGGGAGCACUACUAGAGGGCCGGGCCCACCAACACCUUGUGGACUUUGACUGCCACCUUGAUGACAUCCGGCAGGAUUGGACCAACCAACAGCUGAACAUCCAAAUUACCCAGUGGGUUAGUUCCACAAAUGAAAAUGUCUGAGCUAGGACCAGAGGGUUCAGGAUCCAAUAAAGAGACUUGGGCUGGUGGGCAA